UUUUCUGGACGAAAUACCACGGAAGCGCCAGUUUCGAUUUCGGAUUGGGUUCAAGACCGUUCGAGACGGCCGGCUGCCGGGUUUCCAACUGCAAAACAACCAGCGACAGGUUGUUACUCAUUACACGCCAUCAUUUUCCAUUCGGGAAAUCUCAACAUCUCCGACAUUCGUUUCGAUCACCAGCGCUGGAUCUUUUAUUCCUUUACAUCGCCAGUCAAUUUGGCUCCCAUUCCGAAAUUCUUACAAGACAAAUUCAAUUGGACAAUGACUUACCGCCGAGAUUCCGAUAUUAUUCAUCGCUAUCCAUUCGGAUCUCUGGUGGCCAGUAAAACGAUGCGCAAGAGUUACGGCAAAACGCGUCCGACGGCCAAUUCUGUGCAGCGUCGGAUUCCGCACAAGAAGAAGCUCGUCGCCUGGAUUACGUCGACUUGCCCGACGUCGGUGCGGCGGGAAAAUUACGUGCGCCAGUUGGCCAGGCACAUCUCUGUCGACAUUUACGGCGGGUGCGGUCACAAAUACUGCGGCAGUCACGAACAGUGCAUGAAGAUGCUCCGUGAAGAUUACAAGUUCGUGCUGGCCUUUGAGAAUUCCCUGUGCACAGACUACGUCUCGGAGAAAUUGUACACGGCGCUGGAGAAUGGCGUCGUGCCCGUCGUCUACGGUGAGGCCGACUACCGGGCCUAGGGCCUACGCCCCCAGCUAUUCUUACGUCAACGCCCGCGAUUUCGGCUCGCCAAAGGAGUUGGCCGAGUACCUGUGGCUCUUGCACCAGAACGACCAUCCUGUACCAGAACUAUUUCUCGUGGAAUCAAGACUACAUGGUGGACAGGUUCCCCACCGACGGAUGGUGCAACUUGUGCCAGAUGCUACACAGACCCAUCGAGUCGCAGGCCUAUUCCGACGUCCAGCGAUGGUGGGCCGAGGAAGUCACUUGCACCUCCAAUUAUCACUUCAAUCUCACCGUCAGCAACAAUCUAGAGCCGGUGGCGUCCAAUUCACUCCACUAAUUAAGUGUCGCCGUGAUGUGGUACGUGUGGAAACAAUUCAAAAACUUUUUUUAAAAUUCAAAUUUCAAUCAAAAGAAACGAAUCUGAUGCGCGUCAUCUGCUUGCUUCAGCCCCAUUGUUGUUCCAUUUGAGAAACAACCUUACCCCUCCACAUUUGAACAAUUAGGCUAUACGAUUACUAGUUUAUGCCGGUUUGAAUUGCCAAUUUGUGUAACAUCCUGAACGCGCUGAAACCGCCAAUCGACGGCCAUUUUUUUGCUUAUUUAUGAGAUAAAAUUGAAUUUGUUGUGUCCUAACAUUUAACGAGAAUCUGGUCGAGAAGAUGAAUAUGUGUUGACUUUGCGCUACAUCGUUUCAUAUUGUGAAAAGGUUUUUUUAUUUGUCCAUCGCUAUUUUUUCUAUCGAAAAAAUGUUUUUAAGAAUUUGCCUUUCCGGUAGUAGAGUUCCGUUACACUCGAUUUGUAGGGAAAUAAAGAAAAGAUUAAUGUUGGCUGAAAUACGGUGUGCUAUACAAGCUGUUCGUUUACUGUCACGGUAUCAAGUGAAUGUAUAAUUAGUGGCCCUCUGACGUUUGUUGUCAGCUGUUUCUGUCCGUGGGCACAUCCAAUGUGAUGACGUCUGAUAAAAUAAAUGUUUUCCCACCAGAAA
This is a messenger RNA of Daphnia pulicaria, 1655 nucleotides long. Its product is annotated as alpha-(1,3)-fucosyltransferase C-like. Gene Ontology annotation, cellular component: membrane. NCBI's taxonomy places the organism in Eukaryota, Metazoa, Arthropoda, Branchiopoda, Diplostraca, Daphniidae. The transcript has 3 exons. Gene Ontology annotation, molecular function: alpha-(1->3)-fucosyltransferase activity. The coding region runs from base 265 to 684 and encodes 139 amino acids. The record is from RefSeq and is a predicted model, not a curated record.